AGGUUUUAGUGAACAGACUGUCUCAUUCCUUGUUCACCACAAUCCGGAUUUGAGUCAGAAGUAUUAGGCAGGGGAAAUAUUCAAAACAAAAACGAAAAAGUUUUUGGAACAUAGCGUGUCCACCUUGCCAAACCGACUGUUCCUCAUUUCAAAGACUGGGGCUAUUUGAUUCCUCCUAGGCCAAAGUAAAGGUUGUCUUGACUGGAGGCUUGGGUUGAGACCAAUGGCCAUGCAGAUGAGUGAGACCGAGGGCACCGUGAAGGUGACGGGGUGGCAGCAGACUUACUAUGCUGAAGACUCAGGGAUCCAAUCAGGCGCCACCACUGUGCGGGAUGAUGAUGGGUCCGAGUACAGCAGCAAGAAGUAUACUGUCACGACCACAGUCAUCGAAAACCCUGCAGAUACCACGACACGAGCCCAGAGGGUUCGGGCAGCCAUGUUUCCAGAGACGGUGGUCGAGGGGACAUCCAUCCUGUCUACUCAGACAGAUCCGGGGCAGCAGACUAAUGUGCAGCGCCUGGCCGAGCCAUCCCAGCUGCUGAAAACUGCCAUCAUCCACCUCAUCAACUACCAGGAUGAUGCUGAGUUGGCCACCCGUGCUGUCCCCGAACUCACCAAGCUACUUAAUGAUGAUGACCAGGUUGUGGUAAACAAGGCAGCCAUGAUUGUGAACCAGCUGACAAGGAAAGAUGCUUCCCGGAGGGUGCUGAUGCAGUCCCCGCAGAUGGUGGCAGCGGUGGUGCGCACUAUGCAGAAUACCAAUGACAUGGAGACUGCCCGCUGCACUGCCAGUAUCCUGCACAACCUGUCGCACCAGCGGGAGGGCCUGCUGGCCAUCUUUAAGUCUGGUGGCAUCCCUGCACUGGUCCGCAUGCUCAGCUCCCCCAUGGAGUCAGUGUUGUUCUACGCCAUCACUACUCUCCACAACCUGCUGUUACACCAGGAGGGAGCAAAGAUGGCAGUGCGACUGGCAGAUGGCCUUCAGAGGAUGGUGCCCCUGCUGAAGAAAAGCAAUCCUAAGUUCCUGGCCAUCACCACUGACUGCCUGCAGUUGCUGUCCUAUGGCAACCAAGAGAGCAAGCUGAUCAUCCUUGCCAAUGGUGGUCCAGAGGGACUGGUGCACAUCAUGAGGAACUACAACUAUGAGAAGCUUCUCUGGACUACAAGCCGUGUCCUGAAGGUGCUCUCCGUCUGCCCUAGCAACAAGCCUGCAAUUGUGGAGGCUGGUGGAAUGCAGGCUCUGGGGAAGCACCUGACUGGAUCCAGCCAGCGCCUCAUGCAGAACUGCUUGUGGACCCUACGCAACCUAUCUGAUGCUGCCACCAAGCAGGAUGGCCUGGAUGGGCUGCUGCAGAUGCUUGUUAGCCAGUUGGGCUCGGAUGAUGUCAACAUGCUGACUUGCGCCACAGGCAUCCUGUCCAAUCUGACCUGCAACAACAGCCGUAAUAAAACCUUGGUGACACAGAGCAAUGGGGUUGAGGCACUGAUCCAUGCUGUUCUGCGGGCCGGUGAGAAGGAGGAUGUUGCUGAGCCAGCUGUCUGUGCCCUGCGCCACCUCACUAGCCGUCACCCCGAUGCUGAGCUGGCGCAGAAUGCUGUGCGCCACCACUAUGGCAUCCCAGCCAUAGUCAAGCUGCUCAACCAACCAUACUACUGGCCUGUCAUCAAGGCUACAGUUGGAUUGAUCCGUAACCUGGCACUGUGCCCAGAUAAUCAGGGCCCCCUGAGGGAUGCAGGCGCCAUCCCCCGACUGGUCAAUUUGCUGCUGAAAGCCCAUCAGGAUGCCCAGAGGCACGCGACUUCCAGCACCCAACAGACUUACCAGGAUGGUGUAAGGAUGGAGGAGAUAGUGGAGGGCUGCACUGGUGCCCUGCACAUCAUGGCCCGGGACCCUAUUAACAGGAGCGAAAUUGCCAACAUGCAGACCAUCCCUCUCUUUGUGCAGCUCCUCUACUCUCCUAUUGAGAAUGUGAAGCGUGUGUCUGCGGGUGUCCUAUGUGAGCUGGCUCUUGACAAGCACUCUGCUGAGUUAAUCGACGCUGAGGGUGCCUCUGCACCACUGAUGGAGCUACUGCACUCUAGCAACGAAGGCAUUGCUACGUAUGCUGCGGCUGUCCUGUUCCGCAUCUCUGAGGAUAAAAAUUCAGACUACAGGAAGCGUGUGUCAGUAGAGCUGACACAUUCCCUCUUCAAGCAUGACCCAGUUGCCUGGGAGUUGGCCCACAACACCAUAUCCAUGGAGCCUGAAUACCUGCAGGAUGAUCUUGAUGUUGCCUAUCCUCCCUAUGGCUAUGCGGAGGGUAUGCCCAUGAAUGGUGGUCCAAUGGAGGCAGAUAUGCAUGAAGACUACCCUGAAAUGGGUUAUGACCAGCGUAGACAGCAUUACUAGCAAAACAAAUGUUGGAAAGAAUGAAGAGGGAGAGAGCUGGUGGAAGGCUUAAGAGAAGACAUGGAUCACAUCAUGUAAAAAAAAUAAGUUAGGUAGAGGGGAUGGGGACUGUUAAACAAUUGACAAAUACAUAUAUACAAGUACUUAUUUUUUUCAACCAUGUUUCCUUAUAAAAAACAUUGAAAUAAAAAAGCUUUACCUUUUUAAUAUGCUUUGUUUUACAAAUACUUUAUUCCUUAACUACUUUUUUAACUUGCUUCAUUUUUAGUUUUUUUAGUGCCCUUAAAAAAUGUUUAAAAUAUUGUUAAAAAAAUGUAAGAAAAAAACUUUAUUUUUUAUAUAAUGUGUGAUAUUUCAUAUUUCAGAGUGGGUUUUGUUCAUUUUCAUUACAGGAAAUUUUUGCUAGCAGUAAAAGGUGGUGGUGCAAAAAGGGCAUGAGGUGUGGUUACAAUCACAGAUCCACUGCCCUCUCUAUGUGGGCAGCACUGUCCAGUUAAUGCAGAGUGGGUGUGAAUUCCCCCAAUAGACCUGGGCCUGUAUUCACAAAACAUCUUUAGAAUAAAAGUAACUCCUAACUUGCCAAUUUAGGAGAAACUAAAAAAUAAUUGCCAUGCCAGUCCUAACUUAGGACUCCUAAGCUUUUGAUCUAAGAGUAAUGCACAGAGCGUUUUAGCACUGAACCAGCACCCAAAAUCGAAAAAUUAGGGGUAGUCCAGAGGACUCCUAAAUCACUAAGACCAAAACAGUCCUAAAAAUGGCUGCUGUGGGCAAUCCACCCCGUUAUGGGGUCAGUGUUUUAUAAAUAUUUAAUUACAUUGAACGUUUAUAAAGGUAUCUACUGAAUUGGGAGUGUAUUCUGAUUAUAGUCGAGUGGACAGAAAUGGAAAAGCCACAUUAAUAUGGUAGAAUAUAUGUUCCGGUGCUUCUUUCUUUGCUUUUUAAGUGACCCUGACUCUAAAUUUUCCUUUAAUAAUAUCCUUCCUUUCAUGAACAACUUGGGCAAGAAGUAAAUGCUAUUCUUGUAUCCAGUUCGGUUUUCGCUUUCAUUUGUAGGUAGGGCAGUGUAGCAUCACACUUGUUGCUGUCAGCCAUGGUUAUUCUAGCACACUAAUUAGCAGGUUGUUUAAAUGCAUAUCCGCAAAUUAUUUUACAAGCUGCCAGACAUGUAAGAGACUGACAAUUAGCCGAAUGUAUAUUUGACUAGUCAGUAUAUUUUUGAUUUCAUGUUAAAUCAGAAACACUUGGCCUACGUUUAUAUUUAAAAAUCCAUUUUAAUAUGGCAAUAUGAUUUGUACCUCCCGCUACAGAAUAUAUUUAAUGUAUUUGCCGACACAGACACAUCCAGUUUCAUGAAAGAACUUGCUAUGCCUUUAUCAACCAAUCUACGUGGGCAUAGCAAGUUCUUUCAUGAAACUGGAUGUCACCAAUAGCAUGGUCAACCCUGCCCUUUCUCUUAGUUUAGGAGUUUCCCCCUUUCCUUUGAAAAAGUUGGUCUCAGCAGCUUUGUGAAUUCAUCUUAGCUUGGAACUUUAAGUGCCACUUAGGAGAACUCUAGGAGAAGAUGUUUUGUGAAUACAUCCCCUGGUCUCCGGAAUCGCCCUCUAAACCCAGCCCUUCAAUCUCAUAGUUUGGUUUAAUUGCACAAACCUGGCUGAUAUUGUUUGCAUUCUUGAAAAACCAAAAAACGGUUUAGCUCGCUGACUCAGAUAAGUCAACCCCUGGUGAACACACUGGACAAAUGUAACCAAUCUCACUACUCUUUGUGCUGUGAUGUAUGCAAUCCUGGUUUAGAAUGUUUGAAUAUUCAUAACUAUUGUUUUAACGAAAAUGAUGAUGAUGAUGCAUAUUGUUAUAAAAUUGUGUUUUUGAGCAUUAAGGGGAUAUGUCUUUUUAGGGGACAGGUUUGGGGGAUCUAUGCCAAAGAGAUUUAUUUUGUGACAAUAAUCAUGUAGCUUUUUGCUUUUAUUUUUUGUUUAAUUGGUGGAAGUUUGGAAAACAAUGACACUAAAGUUCUUAAUGUUUGCUUUUGGUCUCCCUCACUGGCAGUGUCAUUUUUAACUGUUGUCUAGGCUAUAUGCUUCACUGCCUCUAUACUUGCAAUACAAUCAUUUUUGCAUAAUUCACACAAAUCACACAAUUCUGAUUUUCAACAAUGUGCAAUCCUAGACCUGUUGUUCAUUGGCCCACAUCAAUGAUUAACAUAUCUCCAAUCAAUUCUAUAACAUUAAAUUUGUGUUUUUACAGAGAAUUUUUAGUUUGUAACUUUUUUCAAAAAUUAAUAAAAAUUAUAUUAACUACA
Molecule: messenger RNA, 4688 nt
Organism: Anguilla anguilla (European eel)
Lineage: Eukaryota; Metazoa; Chordata; Actinopteri; Anguilliformes; Anguillidae
Gene: jupa
Product: junction plakoglobin a
Exons: 17
Coding region: 224-2389 (721 amino acids)
Biological process (GO): cell adhesion; positive regulation of transcription by RNA polymerase II
Cellular component (GO): catenin complex; adherens junction
Molecular function (GO): transcription coactivator activity; alpha-catenin binding; protein phosphatase binding
Source: RefSeq, a predicted model, not a curated record